AUGAGUCCAGGGAUACGGAAGGUGGAAGCUUUGGAUGCGGGUCACUUGGUCCGUGUGGAGUGGGACGAUGGGAGCGAGAGCUGCUACCCCUGCGUGUGGCUGAGGGACAACUGCCAGUGCCCCCACUGCUUCCUGCACUCAGCCAGGGCACGCAAGCUGCUCUUUGAGGACCUGGAUGUGAACAUCGUGGUAAAGGAAGUCUUUCUGGCAGAUAGGAAAAAGAUCUCUAUUACAUGGCCCGAUGAACAUGCAAGCGAAUAUGAAGCUGAGUGGUUGAAAAAGCGAUGUUUCUCUGAAGAAGCCAGGGCAAAAAUGCAAGAAGCUUUAUUUUUACCAG
Messenger RNA from Nestor notabilis (Kea), 337 nucleotides. RefSeq names its product gamma-butyrobetaine dioxygenase-like. Lineage: Eukaryota; Metazoa; Chordata; Aves; Psittaciformes; Psittacidae. The transcript has 2 exons. The annotation marks the transcript as partial. The record is from RefSeq and is a predicted model, not a curated record.